AGACACAGCGGCUCCAGACGGCCCGCGCCUGAGUGAAUUGAGCUGGAGAAGAGAAUGGCAGCAGAAUAACGAUUCCUGUCUCACCUCGUGUCACUGUAGUCCAGUGCUGUUUACAUUACCGAUAAGCGAGACGCGAGCGGACUCGUUCCGAUUUCUUCUUCUUCUUCCUCUACUUCUUCUUCUUCUUCUUCUUCUCUUUUUUUUUUUUUUGAAUGAGAAGAUGAAGGCUACCAUUCCGCCUCGGGCCCGGAGGGACUCGUGCAGCUGCGCUGAACUCUCGGUCGAGCCGGAUCUGUGCUGCCUACAGCACGACAUGAACGACUGCUACAGCCGGCUGAAGCGCCUGGUGCCCACCAUCCCGCAGCACCGGCGCGUGAGCCGCGUGGAGAUCCUACAGCACGUCAUCGACUACAUCCUGGACCUGCAGCUGGCGCUCGAGCGCACCGAGCACACCGAGCACAGCGGGACGUGGCCGCGGAGCUCCAUCCGCACACCCCUGUCCGUCCUCAACACAGAGCAGAGGACACCAGUUGUCAACAAGCCGGAGGACACGAUUUUGUGCCGCUGAGAUGCAGCAUAUCACAGUGGUGUGCAGUGAGCCCGUCCAAAGCCAAGCCAAGCUUUGGCAGCGAAUCCGACACACACCAGGCCCAACGUGGGAUUGCAAAGCAGUUCUGAAACUAAUGGCUUUUAAACCAUAAUUUAUAAACAUUUCAGUGUUAACUGUCAGUGAUGGCUGAGGCAGCCAGUGUUCUUCUCCGUUCACUCUAUUUUCUAUCAGUGAAGGAAAUGCUGAAUUUGAAUAAAGAUAAAGUCUCUUUCUUUCUCUUUCGCUUUCUCUCUCGCUUUCUCUCUCUCUCUCUCUCUCUCUCUCUCUCUCUCUCUCUCUCUCUCUCUCUCAUAUUUUCUCAAUGGUAUGAUUUGGUAUUUAA
Messenger RNA from Ictalurus punctatus (channel catfish), 932 nucleotides. RefSeq names its product inhibitor of DNA binding 4 (gene id4). Gene Ontology annotation, molecular function: transcription regulator activity; protein dimerization activity. Gene Ontology annotation, biological process: circadian regulation of gene expression; cell differentiation; negative regulation of transcription by RNA polymerase II. Gene Ontology annotation, cellular component: nucleus; cytoplasm. The transcript has 3 exons. The coding region runs from base 221 to 568 and encodes 115 amino acids. The record is from RefSeq and is a predicted model, not a curated record. Lineage: Eukaryota; Metazoa; Chordata; Actinopteri; Siluriformes; Ictaluridae.